GGCCCGGUCCCGGGCGCCGCCUCCUUAUUUUACAACCCGGCUCGCGGGCGCGAGGGGACGCGGGCGGCGGCGAGCGAGCGAGUUCCAGUCCUCCUCUUCCGCGCGCACGGAGGAGACUAGCGGCUCACGCCCGCAAGCGCCCCACACGGCCACACCCCGCCCCGCCAGGCCACCACGCCCCCGAGAAUAGGCGAGCGGCUGCUGGCCCACGAAUCCAGGAGCCCCGGCCUGCGCGGCGCGUCCGUCGGCCCUCCCUAAAUCCGGCCACGCCCGCCGGGGUGGAGAGAGAGAGGCGACGGUUGAUCAGUCAGUUCUAGGUUUCCUCGGGGGUCGCCUUCCCCUUCGCUUCCCCCUCGUUGUUGCCGGUUUGUUCGGCUCGAUCUGGUCGGCGGAUCAGUCGGUUUUCAUCACCAGAGGAAUAAAGUUAACUUCCCUCGGCGGCCGUUCGCCCGUCGCCCGUAUCGCCGCCGCCGCCGCCUCUGUUGGUUGGAGUCCGACCUCCCUCCCGUCCCCUUUGUUUCGGUUUCCGAAUCUUCUAGGCCAUCGUCAGCCCGGCGGUUUCUCGAACUCCAUCCCGUCCGAUAACAGGUCUUCGUUAUCACUUCGUUUGCGUGCCUCCGGCGAGCGAGGAUUAGUUGAAACCGGACCAUGGCUGAGAUAGAAGACGCGGUUGGUGCGCCGCCAACGGCGACGACGACGGAGUCCGAGGGCACCACCACAGACGACGAGCAUCUUUCGCCGACCUGCGCCUGCGGCGGCGGGGGCGGAGGUCGCGGUGGAGGCGGAGGCCGCAUCAAGAUCCUCUGCAGCUUUGGCGGCCGCAUCGUGCCCCGCCCGCACGACGGCGUGCUCAAGUACGUCGGCGGGGAGACCCGCGUUCUCGCUGUGCCCCGAUCCAUCCCCUUCCGCGAGAUGAAGAAGAAGGUGGAGGAGAUGUUCAAGACGGAAGUAGCGGCCAUCAAGUACCAGCUCCUCUCCGUCGCCGAGGACCUCGACGUGCUUGUCUCCGUCACCUGCGACGAGGACCUGGCCCACAUGCUGGACGAGUACGACCGCCUCGAGGCCAAGCGCUCGCCGACCGCGUCCCCGCGCUUCCGCGUCUACGUCUUCGCGCCGCAGCCCGCCGCGCCCGCCUCCACCCGCUACGCCGGCCUAUCGCGCCUCCACCCGCACCACCAUCACCAGCAGCAGCACCACCACCACCACCACUUCCAGCCGGAGCGCUACGUCGCCACCGUGCCGGCCUCGCCCGACGGGAGCCCGCCGUUCCCGUCCCAGCCGCACGGCGCCGUCUCCGCAGGCAACUCCCCCCGCGCCAACGCCGUGGGCGCCGAGCCGCCCGCCGCCUUCGGGCAAGGGAUGCAGCGCGUCCGGAGCACGCCGAACCUCGGCACCCUGGACGCGGCGGCGCAGUGCCUUCACCAGCACGCGGCGGACGGCGGCGGCGUGCCGGGAUACGUGAGCAGCUCGCCGAGGCACGCCGGCCUGCUGCAGAACAGCUUCCACCACUACCAGCACCAGUACGCGGCGGCGCCGGUGGCCGUGCCACACCAUGCCGGGCGGUACGACGCGCGCGGGUACGUCCGGGUGGGCAACUACCUGGCGCCGGUGGCGCCUCCUGCCCGGCCUGUCUCGAGGGGAGGACUGGCGCCGCACAGCGAGAUGGUCACGCCGAAGAAGUCUGCCAUUGUUUGGGAUUGAUGCGGCCGUCGGUACGCCGGAGCCCGGAGGGGAGCCUGGUAUAACGAAUCCUUUUCUUUCAUCAGUACGAGGGGGCAAUGAGUGGACUGAUACGAGUGUUCUUGAGAUGUAAAUAGACGGUCGGAUGGAUGGCACGCGGCCUUCUUUUAGCUGUUGCGACAGUGUCCAAUGUCCAUGCGGAUUGCUGAACAGGUUUGUGCGUUACUUCGGGGGUGCAGCACGUCACACCGGACUCUAA
Messenger RNA from Setaria italica (foxtail millet), 1939 nucleotides. Its product is annotated as one cut domain family member 2. The record is from RefSeq and is a predicted model, not a curated record. The coding region runs from base 649 to 1701 and encodes 350 amino acids. NCBI's taxonomy places the organism in Eukaryota, Viridiplantae, Streptophyta, Magnoliopsida, Poales, Poaceae. Gene Ontology annotation, molecular function: protein binding. The transcript has 4 exons.